Daucus carota subsp. sativus is the source of this 933-nucleotide messenger RNA. RefSeq lists its product as uncharacterized. Gene Ontology annotation, molecular function: carbohydrate binding. The record is from RefSeq and is a predicted model, not a curated record. The transcript has a single exon. Bases 1 to 933 code for a protein of 310 amino acids. Lineage: Eukaryota; Viridiplantae; Streptophyta; Magnoliopsida; Apiales; Apiaceae.
AUGUCCACAUUCUCUAUAAUCAAUUUUAAUUUCUUCAUUUUCACUUUCAUAACCCUACUUUCCCACCUCACAUUCGCUCUCCAGGCCCCUAAUUUUGAUUCAAACACUCUACUCUCCGGUGACGCAGAGCUCAUCAAUGGCUCGAUCAAUCUUAUCCGUCCAACCAACUCAUCAAAACACGGAGCUAUAGAGAGUAAGAAGCAUAUUAAGUUUGUACGAUCUGGCCCUCUAUCUGUAUCUACUGAUUUUACGUUUUCAAUUAGUGGUAAUGGUAGUAGUUUGUGUUUCGAAAUCAAGAAAAUAUCAAGAACUGGUAAUGCUGUUAGAAUUAGGUUUAUGGGUAAUGUUGUUGGUGUAGAGAAUGGUGUUGGGGUUGGAAAGUUUGCGACUUUCGGGGAGUUUUUUGAUGGUGGGGAGAAGUUUAGGUGUUGGGUUGAUUAUGAAGCGAGUUCGAAGCAAAUUGAGGUUAGGGUUGGGAAGGAUGGUAGUGGAAGGAGUGAUGUUCCAGUGCUGAUGUAUUCGGUUGAUUUAGCGAAAAUGUGGGAUGAGGAGGAUGUGGUUGUGGGGUUGAGUGCGUCGGGAGGUGGAAAUGUGGGGGAGAGUGUUAUUGUGCAUUCGUGGGGGUUUAAGGUUAGAGGUGUUCCCAAGUGGUUGCAUUCUAGACCGAUGAAUCCGGGAAGUGUAAUUGAAGGAGACUUUGUAGAGAAAAAAGAAGAGAAGAAAAGGUCGUGUCAUUUGGGUGUUGUUACGUUUGGAUGUGCAGUGUUAGUGGCAGUGGUUUUGAUAUCUUUUUGGGAAAUGUUUGUUGGAAGAUAUGAUUUCGUGACCCCUGCAGAAAAUAAUGUCGAUCCAGUGGAUUUUAAGUAUCAAAAGAUUGGUGUAGAUGUAGAGAAAGUCUUUGAUGAUGUUAAGAAGGAAAAAGUCGUAGUCUGA